Molecule: messenger RNA, 1773 nt
Organism: Priapulus caudatus
Lineage: Eukaryota; Metazoa; Priapulida; Priapulimorpha; Priapulimorphida; Priapulidae
Exons: 3
Coding region: 1-1773 (590 amino acids)
Biological process (GO): chromatin remodeling
Cellular component (GO): nucleus
Source: RefSeq, a predicted model, not a curated record
AUGACAAUGCAGGUCGAACUCUUCCUGUAUCAGAUGAGACCUGGCGGGGGCGAACUCUUCCUGUAUCAGAUCAUCAGCUCAAAGGACAACAUAGCCGAUGCUGUGCAGGCAACCCGCUUAAAAGGAAAGAAUUUCAGGAUAGGGUCGCUAAAUGUGGGCACCCUGAGAGGAAGAGCAAGUGAGGUGGUGGAGACGUUGUCUCGGAGGAAAGUUGACAUCUGCUGUCUCCAGGAGACCAGAUACCGUGGUGGUCAGUGUCGUAUAUUCAAAGGAAAGAACACUAAGUACAAGUGCUACUGGUCUGGUAAGGAUAAGGGGACUGGUGGCGUCGGUGUGUUGCUGGCGGAGGAAUGGAUUGGGAAUGUGUUUGAGGUGCGGCGUGUCUCGGACAGGAUCAUCCUGCUGAGGUUGGUGGUCGGCAGCUCUGUGCUGACGUUCCUGUCAGUCUACGCUCCACAAGUCGGCCUCAGCGACGUUGUGAAGGACCAGUUUUACGACCAGCUUCGUGCAACGGCUGCUAAGGUCCCUGCAUCUGAACUCCUUGUUCCUUGUGGUGACUGGAAUGGUCAUGUAGGAAGGGAUGGAACUGGCUUCAGGGAGGUGCAUGGAGGGUAUGGGCUUGGUGUGCGGAACGUGGAAGGAGAGAGAAUCCUGGAGUUUGCAGUGGCCAAUGAUUUAGUCGUGGGAAACACAUGCUUCAAGAAGCGCGAGUGCCACCUCGUCACGUAUCAAUCUGGUGGUAUCUCCACACAGAUCGAUUACAUUUUGUUCCGUUGUAAUCUGCACAAGUUGAUUGUUAAUGUAAAGACCAUCCCCGGCGAGGAGUGUGCCACACAACAUCGCCUGCUGGUGUGCGACAUCAAGGUUGACAUUCCGUCACUGCCCAAGCGUAAAUUUGUGCCUCGUCUGAAAAUAUGGAAGUUGAAGGACCCUGUGACCAGGCAGAAGUUCCGUGUGGCUUUUACACAGCGGACUGUGGACGCAAAUGCGGUUACCACUGAAGAGAAAUGGGCGAAUUUGAAGAAGAAUCUGGCCUUCUGGGUGCUACUGAAGAAGCGUGCGGUAUAUCAUGCAAAAUCCGAGGCCGAGAAAACCGUCUUUGCAAACAUCGACCCCAAGUCACCUGAUAUCUACCGUAUCGCGAAUCAGAUGCGCCGUGAAAAUCAGGAUGUUGUGGGUGAAAAGCCGGUGCGAAAUGAUGUUGGGAAGUUCUCUUUGACUGAUGUGGAGAAGGAGAUGGCAUGGUUACAGCACUAUAAGAGACUGCUGAACGUUGAGUUCCCAUGGAACCCUGACGACCUGUCUGUGGAGGACCCAGUGGAAGGCCCUGCACUACAAAUUUCCACCGAGAUGGUAAAAAAGGCCAUUGACAAGAUGCAACCUGGUAAGGCCGCAGGCCCUUCGGGUAUUGUGGCUGAAAUGUUUAAGGCUGCCGGUGAUGCGGGUGUUGCCCUCAUUCGUGACCUAGCGGUAUCAAUCAUACGCGAUGGCAGGGUCCCUAUGGAUUGGGAAGAGAGCCUCAUUGUUAACCUGCACAAGGGUAAGGGUGAUGCUCUAGACAGGGGUAAUUAUCGUGGUUUAAAGCUGACUGAACAGGCCUUGAAGGUGCUGGAGAGAGUGGUGGACAAUUCUAUCCGGCCAACUGAUAUCCGCAUUGAAUUUUUGAAACUCAGUUUCGGCUAUUUAUGCGGGCCAGGGGAACUUCAGGAUGUAUCUUGUUGUCCGUUCAACUGCCAGGAGAAUACCCUGGCCGCAACAGAAGCUUUUACUUAG